AGCUGGUAAGGUUCCAUAAUAAGGGCCCAUAAAUUACUAUAAAGAGCAUGGACAGUUAAGGUAUCCACUCACUUCUGCUAGACUUCUCUUCCCUGCAAAGUCUGGUAAGAGAUACAGUGAGAGUCAAGAACAAUAAAAAGAAUUGUCUGGAAAAAGAGGAAGGAAUAAUAAAGCAGUCACUAAAUUAGACUAGAGUCACCUCCACACUUUUAUCUUUGUUUUUUUUUUUUUUUUGGUUGAGGCCAGCUUUUUAUUUUGGUUUUUUUAACUAAAUUAUGAAAGUUUGAGCUUCUUGGUUUACAUGGUUGGUUUUGUGUUACUGGCUGAGGGAGAAGUGAGUGUUUAUAUAGUUAGGUAGAAAGAAUAUAGAGAAUAUGUCUGUGAAGAACAGGGAGCAAAAUUCUAGAAGUAGCAGUGUUAUUUCUCAGAGAUGGACUCUAUUGCUUUGCCUUGGCAGCUUCUGUGCUGGUUUGUUCUUCACCAAUAGAAUGUGGACGGCCCCUGAAUUUAAAGGUCUCACUCGAAUUACUGCAGUGGAAGCUGAAAGCCUAAAGUUAGUUUCAGAAGGUUGCAAUCCAAAAUCAUUGCAGGAGAAAGAUGUGAAGCGUGAAACCGAAGAUAUCUUAGAGGAGGUUUCUAAAAGUGAUAAUGCUAUAAAGAAACUGGAUAAGACUAUAUCAAAUUUGGAAAUGGAGCUAGCUGCGGCUAAAGCAGCGCAUGAGUCUAUUCGUAGUGGUUCUCCUCUAUCAGAAGAUUUAAAUAUUACCGGUCAGUCAUCUGGUAGAAGAAAAUAUCUUAUGGUGAUAGGAAUCAAUACUGCUUUUAGCAGCCGGAAAAGAAGAGAUUCAAUUCGUGCCACGUGGAUGCCACAAGGUGAAAAAAGAAAAAAGUUGGAGGAAGAGAAAGGAAUUAUCAUUCGUUUUGUUAUUGGCCAUAGUGCUACAGUGGGGGGUAUACUAGACAGAGCCAUUGAAGCAGAGGGCAGAAAGCAUGGAGAUAUAUUAAGACUGGAUCAUGUUGAGGGGUACCUUGAAUUGUCAGCUAAGACAAAGAAAUAUUUUGCUACAGCUGUUUCUAAAUGGGAUGCAGAAUUCUUUAUCAAGGUUGAUGAUGAUGUCCAUGUAAAUAUAGCAACACUAGGAAAAACUUUAGUUAGACAUCGCAAAAAGCCCCGAAUAUACAUUGGAUGCAUGAAGUCUGGUCCAGUCCUUGCUCAGAAAGGAGUGAGAUACCAUGAGCCUGAAUACUGGAAAUUUGGGGAAGCAGGAAACAAGUAUUUCCGACAUGCCACAGGACAGUUAUAUGCAGUUUCCAAAGAUUUGGCUACUUAUAUUGCAGUAAAUCAGCAUGUGCUACACAAGUACGCCAAUGAAGAUGUCUCUCUUGGAGCAUGGUUCAUUGGCCUCGAUGUGGAGCACAUUGAUGAUCGUAGACUUUGUUGUGGCACUCCACCUGACUGUGAGUGGAAGGCGCAGGCAGGAAAUGUGUGUGUCGCUUCAUUUGACUGGACAUGCGCUGGUAUAUGUCGUUCAGUUGAUAGGAUUAAGGAUGUUCAUAGACGGUGUGGUGAAGGUGAGAAUGCUGUAUGGAAAGCAGCAUUUUGAGAAAGAACCACAGCUUGAAGCUCUUGCUACGGUCCUAAGGAUGAUAAGGCAAUGCUACUUGCGCUAUCAAUUACACUGAACUUGUAAAGAUUAAUGUGGUAUACACGGAGAGGGAGGGAGAGAAAAAGAGGCAGAGCGCCCUUGCUACGCUAAUCGACUGAAAGGCAGUUAGAAAUGCAAGCAAGUGGUGGCCACCAUAAUUUUUUUGGCUACUUGGAGGACCAUAAUGUAAGCUACAUUCAAUGGUCUCUGAGCUCAUAAUAAAUAUUUUUGUUUCUUUGCUUCUUCCAUCUAUGUUGGGGAUUUAUCAAUAUUUGAAAUUAAUGCUGUUAAAAAACAAGCAACUUCCGUUGCUUGUUCAUGUUAGUUGAGUAA
This is a messenger RNA of Daucus carota subsp. sativus, 1979 nucleotides long. Its product is annotated as probable beta-1,3-galactosyltransferase 2. Gene Ontology annotation, molecular function: galactosyltransferase activity. Bases 375 to 1604 code for a protein of 409 amino acids. NCBI's taxonomy places the organism in Eukaryota, Viridiplantae, Streptophyta, Magnoliopsida, Apiales, Apiaceae. Gene Ontology annotation, cellular component: Golgi membrane. The transcript is spliced from 11 exons. The record is from RefSeq and is a predicted model, not a curated record.